Acytostelium subglobosum LB1 is the source of this 507-nucleotide messenger RNA. RefSeq lists its product as hypothetical. Gene Ontology annotation, molecular function: N-acetyltransferase activity. The transcript has 2 exons. The coding region runs from base 1 to 507 and encodes 168 amino acids. The record is from RefSeq and is a predicted model, not a curated record. Lineage: Eukaryota; Evosea; Eumycetozoa; Acytosteliales; Acytosteliaceae.
AUGGACGCUGACAUUAUUGAGAUCAAACCAGCCACCAAAGAGGACUUGGUUGUCGUUUGGGACAUGAUCAAGGAGCUCGCCGUCUAUGAGAAGCUCAUCCAUAUGGUCGUUGGAUCAGUUGAACAACUGGAACAAUGGGCAUUUGGCGAAGAGAAGGUGAUCUAUGUGUUUGUUGGAUGGGUCAAUGGACAGGUUGCUGGAUACACUCUGCAUUAUCUCAACUUUAGCACAUUCUUGUGUCGCCCAGGACUGUACAUUGAGGACAUCUACAUCCGUCCUCAAUACAGAGCAAAGGGCUUUGGCAAGAAGAUGUUGCUGCAUCUCUGCAAGAUUGCUGCUGAUCGCGGAUAUGGACGUGUCGAGUGGCAGGUCCUCGAUUGGAACACACCCAGCAUCAACUUCUACGAGUCACUUGGCGCCAAGCCCAUGAAGGAAUGGAUCCAGUACCGUCUGGUUGGCGAUCAGAUCACCAAGCAUGCCGAGGACUUCACCAAGAUGAAGUGCUAA